GGGGGCGGGAUGACGUCAUCUUCCGCUCCUCGAAAGGUUUGAAGUUUAUUGAUUGAUUUGUGCGAAAACUUCAAGCAAGUCUUUGUUAGAACCUCUUCUUCUUACAAGCAGCCAACGAGGAACGUCCCCGAUGCAUCCAUGAAUCUUAGCGGGGAACCGAGCCUCGUCCUCCUGCUGGCGCUCCUGCUCGCAGCGCAAGGUUGUUUUGCGUCCAAAGCAGAGGACCGAUUAUUCCGCAAGUUAUUCCGAAGGUACAACCAGUUCAUCCGACCGGUGGAGAAUGUGUCUGAUCCGGUCACGGUAGAAUUUGAGGUGUCCAUAUCUCAACUAGUCAAAGUGGAUGAGGUGAAUCAGAUCAUGGAAACUAAUCUGUGGCUGAGACAUGUUUGGAACGACUACAAGCUGCGAUGGGCCCCUGUGGAAUAUGAUGGAAUUGAGUUCAUCCGAGUUCCAUCCAAUAAGAUUUGGAGGCCUGACAUCGUUUUGUACAAUAAUGCCGUGGGGGACUUUCUCGUGGAGGACAAGACCAAGGCUCUGCUGAAGUUCGACGGCACCAUCACUUGGGUUCCUCCGGCUAUAUUUAAAUCCUCCUGCCCCAUGGACAUCACCUACUUCCCCUUUGACUACCAGAACUGCUCCAUGAAGUUUGGCUCCUGGACCUACGACAAGGCCAAGAUCGACCUGGUGCUCAUUGGCUCCAAGGUGAACCUGAAGGACUUCUGGGAAAGUGGCGAGUGGGAGAUCAUCGACGCUCCCGGUUACAAGCACGACAUCAAGUAUAAUUGCUGCGAGGAGAUCUACCCGGACAUCACCUACUCCUUCUACAUCCGCCGCCUGCCGCUCUUCUACACCAUCAACCUCAUCAUCCCCUGCCUCCUCAUCUCCUUCCUCACCGUCUUGGUCUUCUACCUGCCGUCCGACUGCGGCGAGAAGGUCACCCUCUGCAUCUCCGUCCUGCUGUCCCUCACCGUGUUCCUCCUGGUCAUCACGGAGACCAUACCCUCCACGUCGCUCGUCAUCCCGCUGAUCGGCGAGUACCUCCUAUUCACCAUGAUCUUCGUCACGCUCAGCAUCGUCAUCACCGUCUUCGUGCUGAACGUGCACUACCGCACGCCCAUGACUCACACCAUGCCUGAGUGGGUUCGCUCGGUGUUCCUCGGGGUGCUGCCCAGGGUGAUGCUGAUGAGGCGGCCCAUCGACCAAGGCGGCUCGUCCACCGCCAGCAUCGCAGCCGGCACGGGCGGAGUCGGCGGCGGGAACAAGAAGAGAAAGAACAGCGUCGGAAGCGGGUCGGGAAGCGUGAGCAUCGGAGGCAUCACGGGAGGCGUUCCGUGCCCGUCGCUGGAUGGCGGCGCCGGGGCCUCCUCGGCGGGCGGCUCCAUGAACUGUAUCGAGUACGGCGAGAUGAACCGUGACGCUAAGCGGGAGAUGAACAGAAGGUGUCCCUACAGAGGCAAGGAGGUUCCCACGCCCGUCCCUCCCGCCUCAUCUCAGGGCGCCCAGCAAAGGCCUCCUGAGUCGGAGUUGCCCAAACUCCCGAGGUCUUUGAACGCACCCUCCCCGGUGAACGCUGUCGUGGCGUUCUCUGUGGUCUCACCUGAGAUCAAGCAGGCCAUUGAGAGUGUGAAGUACAUCGCCGAGAACAUGAGGACGCGCAACAAAGCCAAAGAGGUGGAGGACGACUGGAAGUACGUGGCCAUGGUCAUCGACAGGAUCUUCCUGUGGGUCUUUGUGACGGUGUGUGUGCUGGGAACACUGGGACUCUUCCUUCAGCCGCUCAUCAGCUUUUUCAAAUGAAAUACGCACUUUCUGCUCCUCUUCCUCUGUUUGCGUCUGGAACUCCAGCGGGGGAACUUCACCCCUGCAGCUCUCACGUCACAAACUGGACUGACGCCUUUUGUCCUUCUUCUAGUCCUUUCCCUGCGGUGCUUGUCAGUCAGCACUCCUCGCCGUCUCUACACUUGACUUACCCGGAAUCUAAAUGUUUAGGAAGUUACAUCUGUGUCUAUUUGUCUAUUGACUUUCACUCCUUUGCCGUCUGUCCUCUUAGUUUCUUCUGCAAAAACCUUCAUCAUCCAGUAGAAGUAGGAUCACAUCCACAAGCAGUGUGUUCCCAGCAGGCACGAGACAUUGAAACUACGUUGAGAACUUGUUGAAUGAGGUCCUGACGUUGAGAAACUCAAACAUAACGUUGAAACAACAUGCUUUUUGACCACGUUUAAUCAAUAACGUUGUUUUGACCAUUGAAAUUCGGUCAUUUCCCAACCAAUAUUCUACAACACAAAUACAACGUUGAAACAACAUGCUUUUGACGACGUUUAAUCAAUGUUGGGUUCUGAAAUUGAUUGGACCAUUGAAUUUUGGUCAUUUCCCAACCAAUAUUCUACAACACAAAUACAACGUUGAAACAGCAUGCUUUUUGACGACAUUUAUUCAAUGUCAGGUUGUGACGUUGAUUUGACCGUUGAAUUUUAGUCAUUUCCCCACCAAUAUUCUACAACACAAAUACAACGUUGAAACAACAUGCUUUUUGACAACGUUUAAUCAAUGUUGGGUUCUGACGUUGAUUUGACAUUGAAAUGUAGUCAUUUCCCAACCAGUAUUCUACAACACAAAUACAACGUUGAAACAACAUGCUUUUUGACGACGUUUAAUCAAUGUUGGGUUCUGACGUUGAUUUGACCAUUGAAUUUUGGUCAUUUCCCAACCAAUAUUCUACAACACAAAUACAACGUUGAAACAACAUGCUUUUUGACGACGUUUAAUCAAUGUUGGGUUCUGACGUUGAUUUGACAUUGAAAUGUAGUCAUUUCCCAACCAGUAUUCUACAACACAAAUACAAUGUUGAAACAACAUGCUUUUUGACGACGUUUAAUCAAUGUUGGGUUCUGACGUUGAUUUGACCAUUGAAUUUUGGUCAUUUCCCAACCAAUAUUCUACAACACAAAUACGUUGAAACAACAUGCUUUUUGACGACGUUUGACUAUUGAAUUUUGGUCAUUCCCCAACCAAUAUUCUACAACACAAACACAACGUUGAAACAACAUGCUUUUUGACGACGUUUGACUAUUGAAUUUUGGUAAUUUCCCAACCAAUAUUCUACAACACAAACACAACGUUGAAACAACAUGCUUUUUGACGACGUUUGACUAUUGAAUUUUGGUCAUUUCCCAACCAAUAUUGUACAACACAAAUACAACGUUGAAACAACAUACUUUUGACAACCUUUAAUAUAUGUUGGGUUCUGACGUUGAUUUGACCAUUGAAUUUUGGUCAUUUCCCAACCAAUAUUCUACAACACAAACACAACGUUGAAACAACAUGCUUUUUGACGACGUUUGACUAUUGAAUUUUGGUCAUUUCCCAACCAAUAUUCUACAACACAAAUACAACGUUGAAACAACAUGCUUUUGACAACGUUUGACUAUUGAAUUUUGGUCAUUUCCCAACCAAUAUUCUACAACACAAAUACAACGUUGAAACAACAUGCUUUUGACAACGUUUAACUAUUGAAUUUUGGUCAUUUCCCAACCAAUAUUCUACAACACAAAUACAACGUUGAAACAACAUGCUUUUUGACGACGUUUGACUAUUGAAUUUUGGUCAUUUCCCAACCAAUAUUCUACAACACAAACACAACGUUGAAACAACAUGCUUUUUGACGACGUUUGACUAUUGAAUUUUGGUCAUUUCCCAACCAAUAUUCUACAACACAAAUACAACGUUGAAACAACAUGCUUUUGACAACCUUUAAUCAAUGUUGGGUUCUGACGUUGAUUUGACCAUUGAAUUUUGGUAAUUUCCCAACCAAUAUUCUACAACACAAAUACAACAUUGAAACAUGCUUUUUGACGACAUUUAUUCAAUGUCAGGUUGUGACGUUGAUUUGACAGUUGAAUUUUAGUCAUUUCCCCACCAAUAUUCUACAACACAAAUACAACGUUGAAACAACAUGCUUUUUGACAACAUUUAAUCAAUGUCGGGUCCUGACGUUGAUUUGACCAUUGAAAUUUGGUCAUUUCCCAACCAAUAUUCAACAACACAAAUACAACAUUGAAACAACAUGCUUUUUGACGACAAUAAUUCAAUGUCAGGUUGUGACGUUGAUUCAAACUAUGAAAUGUGGUCAUUUCCCAACCAACAACGUGGAUACAACUAUUUUACAAAGUUGUUUCAAAGUCAGUUUUAAAGGACAUGUAUGUAGAAUCGACGUUGUAUCGAUGUCUUGUGCCUGCUGGGUUAUCUUCACGCUAAAUUCUUACAGAUCUUGGGGAGACUAUUGUCCUCAAUAGAAGGAUGAACAUAAACUGAGUACAUAACCCCAGAAGGCCAAGAUGUCACAGUAAGUAUUAUAGCUUGUUUUAUACUUAAUUAUUGCUCAAUUUAAAGCAUACUUCAUCCUGUAAGGCUGUCUAAUGUUCAAGGUCAGGAUUUGAAUGAAGGCAUAGAUUCUAAGUGAUCUUGAGACAUUCAGGGAUUAUAUUUCAAGGCCAAAUCGAACAGAUGGUUCAAGCAUACAUUGUGAGAUAUUCCCAUCUAUACACGUAUAGUAAAGGCCUACUGAAAUGAAUUUUUUUUAUUUAAACGGGGAUAGCAGAUCCAUUCUAUGUGUCAUACUUGAUCAUUUUGCGAUAUUGCCAUAUUUUUGCUGAAAGGAUUUAGUAGAGAACAACGUCGAUAAAGUUCGCAACUUUUGGUCUCUGAUCAAAAAAAAACCUUGCCUCUACCGGAAGUAGCGUGACGUAGUCAGUUGUUCACUCCCUCAUAUUUUCCUAUUGUUUUCAACGCAGCUAGAGCUAUUCGGACCAUUACCCCAUUAAUUUGAGCGAGGAUGAAAGAUUCGUGGACGAGGAACGUUAGAGUGACGGACUAGAAUGCAGUGAAAAACAUAUCUUUUUUCGCUCUGACCGUAACUUAGGUACAAGCUGGCUCAUUGGAUUCCACACCCUCUCCUUUUUCUAUUGUGGAUCACGGAUUUGUAUUUUAAACCACCUGGGAUACUAUAUCCUCUUGAAAAUGAGAGUCGAGAACGCGAAAUGGACAUUAACAGUGACUUUUAUCUCCACGACAAUACAUCGACGAAGCUCUUUAGCAUGAGCUAACGUGAUAGCAUCUGUCUCAAAUGCAGAUAGAAACAAAAUAAAUAAAUCCCUGACUGGAAGGAUAGACAGAAGAUCAACAAUACUAUUAAACCAUGGACAUGUAACUACACGGUUAAUAAUUCUCAGCCUGGCAAAGCUUAACAAUGCUGUUGCUAACGACGCUGAAGCUAACUUAGCAACCGGACCUUACAGAGCUAUGAUAAAAACAUUAGCGCUCCACCUACACCAGCCAGCCCUCAUCUGCCCAGCUCAUCAACACCCGUGCUCACCUGCGUUCCAGCGAUCGACGGCGCGACGAAGGACUUCACCCGAUCAUCCGUGCGGUGGCCGGUUAGCAUCGGCUAGCGCGUCUGCUAUCCAAGUGAGUAAUCCUUGUUGUGUUGCUACAGCCAGCCGCUAAUACACCGAUCCCACCUACAACGUUCUUCUUUGCAGUCUCCAUUGUUCAUUAAACAAAUUGCAAAAGAUUCACCAACACAGAUGUCCAGAAUACUGUGGAAUUAUGAAAUGAAAACAGAGCUUUUUUGUAUUGUAUUCAAUGGGGAAAGCAUACCUCUGUUCCCCGGGCUACGUCACGCGCAUACGUCAUCCUCCGAAGGCUUUUUCAACCGGAAGUGUGGCGGGAAAUUUUAAAUGUCACUUUAUAAGUUAACCCGGCCGUAUUGGCAUGUGUCGCAAUGUUAAGAUGUCAUCAUUGAUAUAUAAACUAUCAGACUGCGUGGUCGCUAGUAGUGGCUUUCAGUAGGCCUUUAAAGGACAUGUUUUCAUUAAACAGGGCACAUAAAGAAACACAAGAAAAUGAAACAUGUGUGAGGUUGAAAGGCACAUUCCUUCAAAUGAUCCAGGGUAUUGUUAGUGUGGGAACCUUGCAACUUUUGUAGGGGAUUGAAGGGUCAUAGUAGUUAGCGUACAAUAGAAAAUGUGCACAGUAGAGUAGGGCUGGACUAUUCAUAGAAUUUUGAUUUUGAUUAUAGCAUCCCAUUGUCAUAAAAAUAUUACAAAGUUUGUAUAUCCUUUGUUAUUUUAAAUAACAUUUACAGUUGAGUUUUGGUGGUACAAUAGAUACUCAUGUUUUCAAAUGAAUGAAUAAUCGUGUUAUUAAUCGUGAUUUCAAUAUCAAAGUAACCACGGUGAUUAGUUUUGCCAUAACGGCCCAGCCCUACAGUCCAGACAGUUCUGAUUCUGCACAUCCUUUUCAUCGAGUCAUUUUCAAACACUGUACAAAUCCUGAAGUACGGGUAAGUGAAGAGCACGACAGUUGUCGACGUCUUUAACAAAUCACGUCCACUAGAAUUAUAACCACGAUGGAACCAUCACAUGUAUAGAAAAGCACUUUGCAAAGACACCGUGGAAAUUAAACUUGA
Molecule: messenger RNA, 6466 nt
Organism: Entelurus aequoreus (snake pipefish)
Lineage: Eukaryota; Metazoa; Chordata; Actinopteri; Syngnathiformes; Syngnathidae
Gene: chrna6
Product: cholinergic receptor, nicotinic, alpha 6
Exons: 8
Coding region: 139-1797 (552 amino acids)
Biological process (GO): nervous system process; signal transduction; regulation of membrane potential
Cellular component (GO): postsynaptic membrane; neuron projection; synapse
Molecular function (GO): transmembrane signaling receptor activity; acetylcholine-gated monoatomic cation-selective channel activity
Source: RefSeq, a predicted model, not a curated record